Hyposmocoma kahamanoa is the source of this 1394-nucleotide messenger RNA. RefSeq names its product protein takeout-like. Lineage: Eukaryota; Metazoa; Arthropoda; Insecta; Lepidoptera; Cosmopterigidae. The coding region runs from base 281 to 1048 and encodes 255 amino acids. The transcript has 5 exons. The record is from RefSeq and is a predicted model, not a curated record.
ACCACAAACUGAAUGAGUCGCGAACCUUCGCACCGCCGCGUGCGCUUUUUGCCUUAAGCCUCCUAACAGCGCGCGCGCACGAUUCGGACCUUUUUAACUACACAUUUCUAAAAAUAAUUCCUACAAAUUUGGUAAAUAUAUUUUGUAAUAGUAUUUAAACAAACUCUUCGAACCAAUUUCACUAUUUCAAACAAAGAAGUGUUUCCAUUGUUAAGUGCGCCUGGAUUAAAAGAUUGAUUACAUUACAAUUUAGAAAGUAAAUUAGUAAAGAGGCAAAAGAAUGGCUGCCUUUAAGAUCCUAUUGGUCCUGUCCCUCGCUGUAAUCUACUCCAAUGGCCAAGCUGCUGAAAAGGACAAUCUACUCACUGCACCGGAGUACAUCAUACCAUGCAGCCGCUCCGAUCCAGAUCUGGACAACUGCAUCAAGAGUUCCUUCAACCACCUGCGACCUUAUCUAGCCAGAGGUUUGCCCGACCUUGACAUUCCUCCAGUGGAGCCCCUUUACGUGGACAAACUUUUGAUGGAGAAUAAUGCUGGACCAGUGAGGGUUACAGCUGCCUUCACUAACAUCACUGUUCUUGGACCCAGCAAUUAUACUGUUAAUAAAGUUCGGUCUGACUUGCAAAAACUGCGCAUGGACAUUGCGUUUUCGCUUCCGCGCAUCGAAUUAAGUGGCCUCUAUGAGGUGUCUGGACAAGUGCUGCUGUUCCCUGUACGCUCACGGGGUGAUUUCUGGGCCGUUUUCGGGGAUGUGGUGGCAAUCGCGAAAAUAUACGGAAAGGAGUUCGAGCGUGAUGGUGUGAGGUACAUGUCUGUGGACAGGCUGUUGGCCGACUUUAAGCUCAAGACCUCAAGGUUCAAAGUUCGGGAUACUGUCAAUCACGGCAGUGUUAUUGGAGAGGCAAUGAACCAGUUCCUGAACAACAACGCAGCUGAGAUCAUCGAAGAGAUGAAACCAGCGGCUUCCAUCGCCAUCAGCAAGUUCUUCAAGACCUUCCUUAAUUCCGCCUUUAGCAAGAUCCCCAUCAAUGUCUGGCUCACGGCUUAGGUUUUCUGUGAUGAUAGCCCUAAGAUAAUAAUUCAGGAUAUGUUCCAAAACAGUUCCUUUCUGUUUUCCAGUGACUUAAUGUAAAUCUUGAAAAUCACAAUUUUUACAGUUCUGUCCCAAAUAUUCAACCAAUUUCAAUCAUAUUUCAACCAAUUAAAAUAAUUGGUUUCAGUUACAUUGUGGUUGAAAUUGUAUUUAUUUGAAUAAAGAACAGUUGUUACGAUUGUUUAUUACACUCCAUUGUCACUACGUAGAGACAAAUCUCCAAUAAGUGGUUAGUAUUUAUAAACAAAAUUGAUUAUUUUUAUAAUUUGAGUUAUAUGCCAAUAUGUUAUAAGGUGUGAAA